AUGGCUUCGGAGACAAAGAUCGUGAAUCUGGCUGAGGAAGCCAAGCUCGCCAGGGAAGGGGUGAAGACUCCCUCCUAUGCUUUUACCACCAUCUGCAAGUCUCUCGUCGCCGGUGGAGUCGCCGGAGGAGUAUCACGAACGGCAGUUGCUCCUCUGGAAAGGUUGAAGAUUUUGCUACAGGUUCAGAAUCCACACAACAUAAAAUACAAUGGAACAAUUCAAGGUCUUAAAUAUAUAUGGAGAACUGAAGGUUUUCGUGGGCUGUUCAAAGGGAAUGGUACUAAUUGUGCUCGUAUUGUCCCGAAUUCUGCGGUGAAGUUCUUCAGUUAUGAGCAAGCUUCCAAGGGUAUACUACAACUGUAUCAGAAACAAACUGGAAAUGAGGAUGCUCAGCUGACUCCUCUUUUGCGUCUUGGGGCUGGAGCUUGUGCGGGAAUAAUUGCCAUGUCUGCAACUUAUCCGAUGGACAUGGUUCGAGGCAGAAUAACUGUACAGACAGAGAAGUCCCCUUACCAGUAUAGAGGAAUGUUUCAUGCUCUGUCAACUGUACUCAGAGAAGAAGGUCCACGUGCUUUAUAUAAGGGUUGGCUUCCUUCAGUCAUUGGAGUUAUUCCUUAUGUCGGUCUCAACUUUGCUGUGUAUGAGUCUUUGAAAGAUUGGUUAGUUAAAUCCAAUCCAUUUGGUAUAGUUCAAGAUUCUGAGCUGAGUGUGACAACUCGCCUGGCUUGUGGUGCUGCAGCUGGAACUAUGGGACAAACUGUUGCUUACCCUCUUGAUGUCAUUCGUCGAAGAAUGCAGAUGGUGGGUUGGAACCAUGCUGCUUCUGUUGUAGCUGGUGAUGGAAGAGGGAAGGUACCGCUUGAAUACACUGGCAUGAUUGACGCAUUUAGGAAAACUGUUCGGUAUGAGGGCUUUGGUGCAUUAUACAAGGGUCUGGUGCCAAAUUCUGUAAAGGUGGUCCCAUCGAUAGCAAUUGCGUUUGUAACGUAUGAGGUGGUGAAGGACAUUUUAGGUGUGGAGAUCAGAAUAUCAGACUGA
Molecule: messenger RNA, 1038 nt
Organism: Sphenostylis stenocarpa
Lineage: Eukaryota; Viridiplantae; Streptophyta; Magnoliopsida; Fabales; Fabaceae
Source: the annotation of a GenBank genome assembly